Molecule: messenger RNA, 1529 nt
Organism: Owenia fusiformis
Lineage: Eukaryota; Metazoa; Annelida; Polychaeta; Sabellida; Oweniidae
Source: the annotation of a GenBank genome assembly
CAAAAUUCCAAAUGAUAAGAUAAAUAUAAAACGAAACAUCAAAUAUGUUGGCGGAUGGUCGAAUUCGUGUGUCACUGUCCUUUUGGUGCACAAACAGUCAAGACAGUUUACAUUUUCCGACAAAAAAUAUUGGGACAAGGCGGUGCUACUCACUUUUGACUAACAUCAAAUCCGUUGCAGAAGCAGAAUUUGUUGGAACCACAAAAAGAAUCAACAUGGAGACGAGACCAAAAGCCGAGAUCAAGACUGCAGACAUGUCCGAAAACAUGCAAUGUCAUGCCAUAUACUGCGCUAUCCAGGCCAUGCGAGACUUCUACGUCCAGAAAGACAUCGCAGCUUACAUAAAGAAUGAAUUUGACACCAAAUUCGGUCCAACAUGGCAUUGUAUCGUCGGACGCAAGUUUGGGAGCUACGUUACUUACGAGCAUUAUAUUCAUUUCAAUCUUGACCUUGUGGAUAUUUUCUUGUUCAAAUUUGGAGAAAUGAACGCUUUGAGAAAAUGCAUGCCUGAAAUCAACUGCAAUGAUAGUGCAUGAGACAUUUUAUGCGCAAACAAUGUAGAAAUGUUUGAUCCAGAAACUGUUAACCAAACUGAUGAAGUAGAAACUAACAACCGGGAAAGGAAUGGGUGCAAUACAAACAACAUGCAACUUGCACAUCGUAUACAGACCUCAGACGCAAAAAGACUACAUCACUAAACUGUGGAACUCUUCAAACUGGUUGACAACGGAUCCGUUUCGGCAUUAGACUUUCUUAAGCAUAUGAUGCCGACACACAUUUGUUCCAAAAAGGUCGUGAAGAUGUUGCCAGUCAUUGAAAAGGAAAAUCUUACUUCUUUGGCUGUGACAUUUUGUUAACUGGAACACAUUUGUCAUCAUGUACGUAAUCUGUGAUAUAUUGGAGACAGAUUUCAGAGGGACUUCAGUGGUCAGAAACGUGUGUAAGAAAACAAUGAAACGCCCACGCCAUCUUUAAAGUUUGAAAAAUUAUGUUUUUAUCAUUUAUUUACUGUUUGUCAUGACAGGGGUUAUUUAAGAGAUUUUUUGAAAAAUUGAAAGAAAGUUGUAAGCUUUUCAUUUCUCAAAUAAUCAAAUUUCCCGCCAUUUUCAUUUUAAAAGUUGAAAUUUUUUUGAAAUGUAUUUUCCUAUGGACCAUUUUCAUGCAUAAAUGAGUUCAUUUUUCGUUUAUUUAUGAACCAAUUGUCUUUUUUCGGCAACAAAACAUGUGAGGAUGAAUGCCAAGCAUUGGUUUAAAUUAUACCUUAAGCAAAGGAACGUGUGACCUCUAAAACAAUUCACGAUUUUUCAAACAAAAGUCCUUGAAAACCACUUUUUAAAAGUUUUUUUAAAGUUUUAAGUUUCACAUAUCACACUUUGACUAUCCACCUGCUGAUUAUAUUUAUCAUCUGUUAGAUACAGUUCAGUUUAUUCACAUAUUUUUCCAAUCACUUUCACCCUGCUGUGGACCAGUGUUGUUGUGAACUAAACAUAUAUUAGCAAUAAUCAGGGAUGGCAGAUAAUAAAUACCAG